Messenger RNA from Balaenoptera acutorostrata (minke whale), 1827 nucleotides. It is a transcript of the gene BRICD5, whose product is annotated as BRICHOS domain containing 5. Bases 1131 to 1781 code for a protein of 216 amino acids. The transcript is spliced from 5 exons. The record is from RefSeq and is a predicted model, not a curated record. NCBI's taxonomy places the organism in Eukaryota, Metazoa, Chordata, Mammalia, Artiodactyla, Balaenopteridae. Gene Ontology annotation, biological process: regulation of cell population proliferation.
ACUCAGUACAAGGUCAUUCUGGGAUUCCAAUUCCAGAGUUGGGACGCUGACCACAGCAACUCCACCCCAUCUCAGGCCCACUGCAGAGAGUCAGGUUCUGAAGAAUCAGGAAAAACAAGGCACAAAAAAACCCAGAGUAUGAAAGGGCCAUGGGGUGAAGCUGGUGAAGGAAUGCACUUCCUGAAAGCUGCCAGUGCUGGGGGCCACUAACUGUUGGGAUCCACAGUGUCAAGCAGCUAGAAAUGCAUGGCACCAGUCAGAGAAAGCCACGCUGGGCAGGGGUCAGUGGAUAUGAGGCUGACCUAACCAUCCUGGGGCAUGCAGGAGAUUUCGGGAAGCAGCCCUCACCGCAGUGGAGCCUUCUGGAAGCCAUCCUGGUCUCAGGCAGGCACCUGGGGGGUGCCCUGUGUUGGUGGGGGCUGGGAAGUAGCUGGGGUGCAUGGGGAGGAAAGGGAAGUGGCACAGAAUCCCAUGCCUGUUAUUCAUGAAACAGGCACUUGUUGAUGGUCUGCUGCGUGCCAGGCCUUGUACCCAGUCCUGGGAGUGUAGAGGUAACCCAAGAGACUAGAAACAGGCUUCUUAAGGAAAAAUUAAAUCUGCCCCCAACUAGACUCCCUAUAUAGUCAUCCUGGCCAGACCUGAGCUGCCCUCUGUGCCAGCCGCUGGGUCCUGACUUCCACAGUGGCCGUGCUCUCAUGCCCUCCCAUGCCCAUGCGCUCUCUGGUCUGCACAGGCCAGGUGUUGGGAGAGCCAGGCACAGUGAUGAGCAGCCCCCCCCAGGUGACCUGUCUCUGACCCAGAUAUCAGGUAGCUGGGCUGGGGAGGAGGCAGGAGGGGAAGGGGCCAGGAGGAUUGUUUGACUCAUCGGAGGUGUCCUGAGGUUUCCCGGGCUGCAGCAGACAAUCAGCGCAUUGUCACCAGGGCUGCAUCAUGGAGCAGGGGAGCUGCCGGGCCGAGAGCCCCGGGUCUAGACCUGUUGGGGUGAGUGCCUCCCACCACUCGGUGCCCUCUCCUUGGACAAAGACCCAGGGCCUGUCCUGCAGGGGCAGGAGAAGCGUCCACCUCCCAUACCUCCUCAGCCCCUUCCUUCCCUGAGCCAGCCUGUUGCCUGGUCUCCACUCCAAGCCCCAAUGACUGCAAUGUGCUUCCACGUGAAGACCAAGCCCUGCCAUGGGGGCUGGAGAGCUCCUGGCCUGCUACUGCUGCUGCUGGCACUGGCUACCGCUGGGGCCGUGGCUGGAGGGCUUCUUGGCUUCGCUCACAGCCCUCUCAAGCCACUGCUGCAGACGCUCCGUCUGACCCUCCCGAGCCCCAGCGUGCCCCGGACCAACCAAACCGAACAGGUGGAUGUGGCCCAGAAUGUGGCAACCAUCAGGGUGACUCCAGCUCAGAGCAACCACAGCUGGGCAGUGCUGUUCGACGGGCAGAGUGGUUGUGUCUGUUACCGCCCCUCAGAGCACCGGGCCUGCUUCCUCCGCCUAAUGGAACCCGGAGACCGCGAGACCCUGCAGCUGCUGGUGAACACCUCUUGGCCCCAAGGGACUCGCAGCCCCAGCCAGGACACCCACUAUGCCCAGGAGCUGCUGGCAGUGCUUGGGAGCCGUGAGGUGGACCCUGCCCAGGUGGGGGCUUCUGUGCGGAACCUUUGUGCAAAGACCCCCAUUUACUGGGCCCGACGAGCAGAGAGGCCCCAGAGGCAGCGGCUGAUCUACCUAUGCAUCGACAUCUGCUUCCCAAGCAACAUCUGCAUGUCCGUCUGCUUUUAUUACCUCCCGGACUAAGCCCUUGCAGCGCAGCCCCUCAGGUCAGCCAGCUGGCCGGCGCAAU